This is a messenger RNA of Hermetia illucens (black soldier fly), 4744 nucleotides long. RefSeq names its product lysine-specific demethylase RSBN1L. The record is from RefSeq and is a predicted model, not a curated record. Gene Ontology annotation, cellular component: nucleus. The transcript has 8 exons. The coding region runs from base 1069 to 4047 and encodes 992 amino acids. NCBI's taxonomy places the organism in Eukaryota, Metazoa, Arthropoda, Insecta, Diptera, Stratiomyidae.
AGACAAAAGUGCAAAAUGGUUGUUGUGUACGGCCGCGCGUGAGACGUUUGAGGUGCUUGCAAAGAUAUCUUUGCCAAUGGUAAAGGUGCAAGUUGUUGACUUUAUUCUAAAAAGUGUGUGGCGUAGUGUCUUCGAAAUUUGUAAUCUGGUGAACCCUGGCCGAAUUACAGUUGAUUUUGAAAGUGGAAGUUUUCUUUUGACAACUAUUGACUACGCGAGUAGUCAACUAGUGAGUUCCUACUGUGCCUAAGAAAUAGUGAUUAUGGCGUCCCAAAUGCAAGAAACGCCGCGAAAUCUCCAAGAGGGAGUUUAUUUUUGCAAUGAUCCGGAAUUUGUAGUUAACAGUGUUGAAAAUGACUUACCGGGGUCCAGCGGAAAUAAUGACACCCGUCACUUUCGACAUUUUGAUGAAAGUAAGAAGUGUGAAAUUGGGAUUAUGCCUGGAGGAGACGGGCUUAUUAGGUGCAAGUCACCCAAGAAUCUCAGUUUACAAUGUCCUAAUCCAGAUAUACUUCAGAAGCAAUCUACUGACCGAAACGUUUCGCCCAUUCGCGAGAUACUUUACCCAGAAAAAACUUCCAGUAAGGACACUUCCCGAAAACAUCAAAAGAAAGGAGAUCACCGCGACAAGGAACAUACGAAGAAGAAAAAACACAAAGAUCGCGAGAGAUCAUAUGAGCGCGAUCGAAAUCGAAGUUGUAACAGAGAGAAAGAUCGCUAUAGAAAAUCGAAGGAAAAACUGAGUGAUAAUGAUCGCUAUAAGUGUGGAGCAGGCCGCCGUCAUAGUUCAGAGAGCAUUAAAAGCUACACUUCAAAAACUAGCAUUGAAUCGCAUGGGGGCUUCUUUGAGGAAAAAGUAAACAUGAAUGCAUUAGGAUUGGAUUCAAAUAUUACCCAGAUAACACGGUUUACGCGAGAAAGUGCCUCGGAACAUGAAACGAAUAGAAUUCAAGUCAAUACAUCCAAAGUUGAGAGUUCUCUUCUAGACAAGUCGAUUCUUGGACUCCCUCCUGCUUAUUCAUCACCACAUACCUUCAACAACAACAAUUCAAUUCAACAAUCAGGUCUAUGGAUGGUAGAAAAAAGGAUGAUGACCCAGCUGAUAAAACAAAAGCAGUUGUAAAUGAAAUUGAAUCAGAAAAACGAACGAUUGAAAAUACAUCAAUAUGCAAAUUGGUGCCUUCAAUAUCGUUUGAUCACAAUUAUGAGGUUACUUUCCCAAAUUUAUUGAAGGUCGAUAAAUCACGGGAAGAAAUUUCGCGAGUUUUAGAUUUCGGUAAUGAUAAUUUCGAAAAAGAGCUUGUGCCUAAAUUUGAUCUCACUAAAAACGCAGAAAAGUGGAACAAUAAGGAUGAGAAUAAAAGGGUAACCGAAAACAAAGAAAAUAGCGAAUCUAGUAGUGGAACCACCCUUAAUAACAAUGCAGUUCCAUCUGUGACUGAAGCUGAUCAGAAAUCGCGAAUGGGGAACAACAUUGCUAUAACUAGAAAUCUCAAAACUUCACUGGCUGCAUCAAGUACAUCUGCUACAAAUCACCCGACUAACAAUACUGCUAGCCGUAGUAAUAACAGUCAUCACCAAAAGUCCUCAUCGUCACGGCGGUCGAGUCGAAGUAGUGAUUGCUCGAAAUGUUAUCGAAGGUCGAAAAUUCGAAAAGCCAAUGUCGCAUGUCAAACUGUUAAGCCUGAGCUGCAAGUUGAGCCUCUAAAGCUUGCCAUCCCUAAUCGUGACUUAAAUUGCAAUAGAAAUGGCCUGGAACAUUUGAAGUAUGGUCAAUUUUUUCGAAUAGAAGUUCACGCAAAUGGCGGCGCAACUAUUAUUCAUAUGUACCAGGACGAAAUUGAUAAAUUAACUCCAGAUGAAAUGGAAGAAUUAGUUGAAGAAUUCUUUCAAAUUGCGUUUGCAGAAGAUGAGAAUGGGCAUGCACAUCAUGUAAUGGCUAUCGUUCAUGAUGCCGCAGCAUAUUUGCCAGAUUUACUUGAGCAUAUGGCAGAAAACUACCCAACGCUGACUGUAAAAGCUGGCGUCCUAGGUCGUAAUUCAGACAUCGAAACCUGCACAAUGAGCCAGUAUAAUGAACAGGUUGUAAAAAAUUAUUCACAUGGCACUUUCCGCUAUGGACCCCUGCAUCAAAUAAGCUUAGUCGGAAAAGUGCACGAGGAAGUUGGAGGGUAUUUUCCUGACCUUCUGGGCCGUAUAGAAAAAAAUCCAUUUUUGAAGAAGACCAUGCCUUGGGGCGCUAAGUCAAUUCUACAAACUGAUCCUCGAAUGUCAAAUGAUGGGCCUAUUCUCUGGAUUCGCGCUGGGGAGCAACUAGUUCCUACUGCAGAACUAAGCAAAACUCCCAUGAAAAGACAAAGGACUAGGAUUAAUGAAUUAAAAAAUUUGCAAUAUCUUCCGAGACUAUCAGAAGCUAGAGAAACGAUGAUUGAAGAUAGGACUAAGGCGCACGCUGAUCAUGUUGGACAUGGUUACGACAGAAUGACCACUGCAGCAGUCGGUGUACUCAAAGCAGUUCACUGUGGAAACAAAUAUACGCAAAAUCGAGUGACAAAGGAUGUUGUAGCAUUUUCUGCACAGGAUUUCGCUUAUCUUGUGGAAAUAUUACAGUUAGACCUUCAUGAGCCACCCAUUUCCCAGUGCGUUCAAUGGAUUGAAGAUGCGAAAUUGAAUCAAUUACGUCGUGAAGGUAUACGUUACGCAAGAAUACAGCUUUACGACAACGAUAUUUAUUUUCUCCCUAGAAACAUUAUUCAUCAGUUUCGUACAGUAACUGCUGUCACAAGCAUAGCAUGGCAUCUUCGAUUGCGAGAAUAUUAUCCAGGGCAAGAAGUAAUCAACGAAAAAAACAACCCUGUAUUAGCAGAACCACCACAUUAUAAAGAAAAACAAACUAUUUUACCUCAUCCCAUCAUUUUAGAAGAUAAAAAAUCUAAUACACCCCAUAAACGGUCACAUGACGGCAAGCUAAGAAAAGAUAAGAAAGAACUCGAGAAACGGCGAUCUAGCGAAAGUGGAGCUGAAGAUAUGCCUAAACAAACAGAAACAAAAACUAAUCGGAAAACAGGUGAAUUUGUAAAAGAAACAAACAAAGCGUCAGACAAUAUAAAGAACAGUAAGAAAGCGGCCAUUGACUGUGGAAAAAGUAGACAAAAGUCGACCGCACAUGAGCUACAAAAGAAAAAAAUGGUCGAUGAGGCGAUUAUUGAUAUGAGAAAAUUGGUUCCCGAGCACAAAAUUCACAAAAGUAGUAGAAGUCACAGUUCUUCCCACGGUGAGAGAAGAACAUCGUCAGGUCAUCAUAGCCAUAUUGAUAAACAAAAAAUAAGAAUCAGUGAUCAUCGUAGUAAGUCUCAGUCGAAACACCGCAAAUCCACCUCGUCUGUACUUGAACAUACUGCUCCUGGUUGUAGUAAAGCUGUGUCGCAGUCUCCAGGAAAAUUGAAGGCUGAAUAUUCCAAAGAAAGAAUUAAGUUCAAUGAACAAAUUUCCUACAGAUUGCCUGAACCAUUACCACGAAUGCCUACAAAUCUAUUAACUGAAUCAAAUUCAUCAAGCAAUUUAAUCCCUAUACUGGAAAAUAAAGUGUAUAGACAAGAGUCAUCUCUGAAUAUAACAACACCACUACAAACCUCGCUUCCACUUUGUGGGAUUUUAACAUUGGAUGUAGAAAAUACAUUAUCAUCACCACUUUCGACAACACCACCACAUUUUCCGCUACCUCCUCCUGCGAUAAAUGACCCAAUGAGCUCUUCGAAUCAAAUAACCCAAUCAAUGGAAGUAUAUUCUCGAUUUGAAAACAAUCACCGUCAAUCAUUGGAUUCCAACGCCGAUUCUUUAGCAAUAAGCACCACGAGUCAAGAACAAUCCUCGUUGGUGCAUAUAGGAUCAUAUCAGCGGAACGCAAGCAAAGAUAGUCGAUUACUGCCUGGCCCAAAUACAAAUUGCAAUACGUCAGAUCCACCUUCACCUGAUUUGUUAACGUCAAUUAUGGCGAGCAUGGAUAGUACAACAACGGCAAAUCGAAAUAUUUCGGCAACUUAUUAAGUUAUUGAGUUAAAUAUGAAUUAGUAAUAUAAUUUACUUACAGCACAAGCUUGAGAUAUACACUUUAAUUAUAUUAUGACACAGAACGCAGAUUGUGUGCGUGUGUUAAUAUAAAAAGAUCGUAGGCUCAUUUUAAUGUUAAAUUCACAUCCAUAUAUUUGCAACCUUAUAUCAGAAUGUAGUCAAAUGUGAAGUUCUUCGUAAAAAUUUAAAUAGAAACUGUUUUAUUAUUAUGAAAAUAUUAAUAAAUUAUUUUUCUAGUGAUAAAAAUGGGGAUUUUGUAGAGUGCGAAACAGACUAAAGUGUGUCGAAGUAGCUAUAAUAAAGCAAAUAAAAACAAGUAUCCGUCGAAAAUAUAUUAAUUUCUACUCAUGUUUCAAUAUAUAUAUAUAUAUAUUCUAAAGAGAUUUUUUAUUUCGUUUUGAAUUGAACAGUAACGCGUAUAUAUUACAAGAUCAAAGUAGAGAAAACAUUACCAAAUCAAAUUUAUUACAUACACAAUUGCGUUUGAAUGUGAAAACAAGCUUACAAUAUGUUUGCAAGAAACAAUAAAGUUGCACUUGAUAAUUGUAAUUAUAGAAUACCAGUAAUGCACAUAAAAUAAUAUCCUCGAUUUACAUUCUGUCUAGCACCUAUGCCUAACUUUAAAGUGUACAGUAUAAGUGAAACGUCAAUAAACCAGUUUGAAUUGAAAAAA